GCACACCCAGGGGGGACGCCGAGGGAGCAGGACGGAGCCAUGGUCUCCGCCAGGAAAGCAGGUGUCUGGGUGGCGAUCUGGACCACAGGCUGGCUCCUACUGUUGUCGCUGCUACUUCGUGAAGGAGCGCAGGCCCUGGAGUGCUACAGCUGUGUGCAGAAAGCGGACGACGGGUGCUCUGCACGGAAGAUGAAGACGGUGAAGUGCGCGCCGGGUGUGGACGUCUGCACGGAGACCGUGGGGGCGGUGGAGACCAUUCACGGGCAGUUCUCGGUGGCAGUGAGAGGCUGCGGCUCGGGACUCCCCGGCAAGAACGACCGCGGACUGGACCUCCACGGGCUCCUGGCCUUCAUCCAGCUGCAGCAGUGCGCUCAGGACCGCUGCAACGCCAAGCUCAACCUCACCUCGCGAGGGCUCAACCCCGCAGGCAACGAGACCGCGAACAAGCCCAACGGCGCCGAGUGCUACAGCUGCGUGGGGCUGAGCCACGAGAAGUGUCAGGGUACUGUGCCGCCCGUCGUGAGCUGCUACAACGCCAGUGACCGAGUCUACAAGGGCUGCUUUGACGGCAACGUCACCUUGACCGCAGCUAAUGUGACUGUGUCCUUGCCUGUCCGGGGCUGUGUCCAGGAUGAGUUGUGUACCCGAGAUGGGGUGACGGGCCCCGGGUUCACACUCAGUGGCUCCUGCUGCCAGGGAUCCCGCUGUAACUCAGACCUCCACAACAAGACCUACUUCUCCCCACGAAUCCCACACCUUGUCCUCCUGCCCCCUCCAACCACUCCAGCUCAUACCACCCCAGCUCCAACUACCUCUGUCAUUGCUUCUACCCCAGCCCCAACUACCCUCACCUCUACCACCAAACCCACCCCAACCCCAACCAGCCAGACUCUCCCCCAUGAAGUCCAACCCAGUGCCUCCCAGAAAGAUGAGUCAAGGUUGGUUGGAGGUGCGGCCGGCCACCAGGACCGAAGUAAUGUGGGGCAGUACCCUUCAAAAGGUUGGCCCACGACACCCUCAAGUAAGGGCUCUGCAGCUCCUGGGGCUGCGCUGGCAGCUCUUCUGCUGGCUGUGGCUGGGGGCACCCUCCUAUGAGCUUUUCCACCUGAAAACUUCCUUCUCACCCUACUUCCCUGGCCCUGGGUACCAACUCUUCCCAUUACUUCUGCUUCCCAUAACUGGACUGGGCUGGCCCAGCCCCUCUUCUUCUGAUGUCCCCAGUAUUCCCCAGCUUCUGCUGCACUGGUUUGCGGCUUUGGGAAAUAAAAGUUACUGUUGUAUAUAUACUGCUGGGGUGUUCUAGCUUCUUGAGAUAGCAGUUGCACCCCUCUCAUGGUGCCCAGGACAGAGUGGGAGAAGUCCACUGCCCCAGGGAGGGUGGAAGAAAAGAAGCUUCCUGUUCACUUCCCCAAGGCCAGGCAGGAAUGUGGGAGGUGGGACAGCAAUGGCCGCUGUGUCUCUGUGGGAACCUUCAUGUCUUCUGUCUUGUUACUAGACUGUGAGCUCCUCCAGGGCAGGGACUGUGUCUUUCGCCUCUGUGUGGCCAGUUUCUG
Molecule: messenger RNA, 1553 nt
Organism: Fukomys damarensis (Damara mole-rat)
Lineage: Eukaryota; Metazoa; Chordata; Mammalia; Rodentia; Bathyergidae
Gene: Lypd3
Product: LY6/PLAUR domain containing 3
Exons: 5
Coding region: 40-1095 (351 amino acids)
Cellular component (GO): plasma membrane
Source: RefSeq, a predicted model, not a curated record